Bolinopsis microptera is the source of this 3701-nucleotide messenger RNA. RefSeq names its product diacylglycerol kinase iota-like. Gene Ontology annotation, biological process: lipid phosphorylation; intracellular signal transduction; diacylglycerol metabolic process. The record is from RefSeq and is a predicted model, not a curated record. Gene Ontology annotation, molecular function: protein binding; ATP-dependent diacylglycerol kinase activity. The coding region runs from base 46 to 2976 and encodes 976 amino acids. The transcript has 18 exons. Lineage: Eukaryota; Metazoa; Ctenophora; Tentaculata; Lobata; Bolinopsidae.
GCAAGAUCAGGUGAUAGAGAUAUAAGACCAAGUGACGGACUGACCAUGUCCAGUAUCCCCACCACACCUACCAGCCCCCACCUCUCCGUCACUAAGUCUGACUCCGACCCCCUUAACUGUUCUGAGCGCACCAAGAUGACAAAACAAGAGGCGGAUGACCACAGGAGGCUGCUCGAGGAGAAGCUCCUGGGUAUAAAAACAGAUAAGAGCUGCUUUGUUGCGAGCAUGUCCGCCAUGGCAAUGGUUAUGGCAGGGGCGGAGGGGGAUCCGCUCGAGGAGCUCAAUCUGGAGAAGAAGAAGCCCGUGGGAAGAACUCUCAGUUUACCCAGUAACUCAUCAACAGGAUCAAGUGGGUACCAUGGGUUGAGAACAACAUCAAGUGACUGGAGCGAGAAUGCGUCCAAUGGAACUCACUACUGGUACGAAUACGAGGGCAGCGCAAUGUGUAACCUUACCACCCCCGACAAGGAUUGCGGAAGCGUUGGGUACCGACGUAACAAGGUAAAGUGUGCCGCUUGUCGAAUGGUUCUUCACGAAGACUGUCAGGAGAAUCUCUCUGUAAAAUGUCGGUCUACAUUCCGUGAUGCGAACUUUAAGAAGGAGUCCUGGACUCACCAUCAUUGGGUCCUGCAACGCAAGACUCACACUCCCAAGUGCAGAGAGUGCAAUAAAUCCCUGCCCAAAGGAGCAUCUUGGGGUGGCGGGAAGAACAGCAAGGCCUUCAUUGCCGUUACUUGUUCCUGGUGCAAGGACUCGUACCACCCGUCCUGCUUCAAGCUGAGUUUGAUUGAAGAUCACUGCACUUUAGGAGAUUUUGAGCAGAUAAUCAUACCACCAUAUUGGAUCGUUUUCGGCAGCAAGGAGAAAAGAACUUUUAAAACGGUCGGUCGGGCGGUAACGUGGACAGCUGCACGAUCUGGUGGAAGCCGGAAGGGAAUAGGAAGAAGGAAAAUCAGCUACUCUACACGGCCGUCUUCCUCUACUAAGCGGUCAAGUCGGAGUAAGAGAUUAUCUGAGCACGAAAAGGAGGAUUCCAAACGGCCCUUUCAUAUAAAAGUGCCAUCAUCAGUGCCACACAGUAAAACGCCCCUGUUAGUGUUCGUUAACCCGAAAUCAGGGGGAAACCAAGGAGCUUAUCUUAUACAGGCAUUCCAGUGGUAUCUUAAUCCAAGGCAGGUAUUUGAUAUAAGUGAAGGUGGCCCUGGCCUGGCGUUAUCAUUAUAUCAAAACAUCGUUAACCUCCGGAUACUGGUGUGUGGUGGGGAUGGAACAGUUGGUUGGGUUUUAUCAGAAAUAGAUAAACUGAACUUUAUCCAUUCUCCUCCCGUAGGCAUAUUACCUUUGGGCACUGGCAACGAUCUAGCUCGUGUGUUGAAUUGGGGACCUGGUUACGCUGGAGAUCCUGUCGAGAAAAUACUGUACCACGUGACGGACGGAUCUAUACAAAGUCUGGACAGAUGGGAGAUUGAUGUCGAGGAGUUGGAAGAAGAGGGUGACUCGUCUAACUCAAACAAGGCCGAUGAGACUGACACUGAUAUUCCUGUUAAAGAUCUCCCCAUCAAUAUCUACAACAACUACUUUAGCAUUGGACUUGAUGCGUAUAUCCAGUACCAGUUUCACACGGGUCGUGAGGCGAAACCUGAGAAGUUUAACAGCAGAGCCUAUAACAAAUUUGUUUAUUUUAAAGGAGGCUUCGUGGAUACAUUUGAACAGAAGUAUAAGGAUGUGUCUAAGUUUAUUGAACUUUGGUGUGACGGUAAAGAUUACACGGAGAAGAUUCGAGAAAAGAAGAUUCACGUGAUACUGUUCCUGAACAUUAAGAGUUACGGGGCUGGUACUAACCCCUGGGGCAGUCACAGUGCUGGUUCAAGAGUGCAAGCUAUGGAUGAUGGGUUUAUGGAGGUUGUUGGAUUAUUCGGGGCUGCCCAGAUGGCUGCCCUUCAAGUUGGGGACACAGGUUUUAGAAUAACCCAGUGUAAGAAAGCUACGGUCAUCACCAGGAAGGCUGUCCACUGCCAAGUUGACGGGGAGCCGUUGUACUUGGCCCCCUCGUGUCUACGAAUCAGCAGGAGGAAUCAGAGUUUGAUGAUUAUGAAAACUAAGAGUAUAAGACCUCAUCCCAAUCCUGACAUCGGCAGUUCAGAACUCGUUAGCGAGAUAUCACAAACGGCCUUUUACAGCGAGAUAGCACAAACGGUGAAGAUAGCAAUCCACAAAGUGAGUUACACAGAUUUUCACAAACACUAUGGAAACAUCGAGAAGUUACUGGAAAUAGCAUUGCCUCUCACCAUGGUGGUUACCCGAGAAAACCUGGCUCUGGAUAGUAUCCGGCCUACCGUGGAGAAGUGUGUCAGGGAUGAGGAAGACGUUACCAACCUCCCUGGUGCGGUCUCAGAAAACUGGGUAUUCUUACACAGCGCCAACGACAGAUUAUACCCCAUUUCUGUUGACAUGGAAUCUAAAUUACCUGUUGCGGAAAUGAUCACGACGGGUAUCUUUGUGUUGGAUGUAGGGAUAAAGGGGACGCCCAAAACAUUUAGGGAUAGAGAAGCAGAUAGGCGGGAUUUGUUCGCUGCCAUAGAAGCUUCAGAUAUUGAAAAGGUGAACGCGUUAAGAUCACGGUCAGGUAUAGACUCCAGCUAUGAGUACGAGGGGCUCACAAUGCUACAUUUCGCGGCCCAGCGGUUACAGGUCCAAGUAGUGGAGUACCUGCUCCUGCAGCAACUCUCUCUAGAGGACCUUAACCGAACCUCCUCCCUCAACGGCAACUCCGCCCUUCAUUUCGCUGCCGAGGCAGAAAGUUUAGAAAUCUGUAAGCUCUUGUUGGACGCAGGAUCUGAUGCCAAUCUUCCCAAUUCCUCAGGGCUUCUACCUUGCGAUCUCACUUCCCUUUUAGCAAUUCGAAAACUUUUAGGCAAAAUCGAUAGCGAUGAUGCCGCGUCAGUAAACGAUGUUGAUCCUGGCACGCCAGUGUGAUUUUUAAUGUUUCAGUUUUUAGUUUUACAGUUUAAAUGCCCAGGUUUUGUGCAUGUUAUGUGCGAGAGUGGGUAAGUUUGAUAAUCCGAAUCGGUGCCGUUAUAGUGAACUUUAUUUUUAAUUCGUAUAUAUAUUUGAUGACAUGUAGAAUAAUAUUGCAUAUAGAUAUGUGAUUUAAUUUCGGUUUUCAAUACUUUCAACAGUUGUUAUGUAGUCUCUCAAACAUUAACCAAAACUAAUUGAUUUAAGAUUGUAAUUAACGUUGAUAUGGUUUUACAUUCCACCAACAUGUUGUUCAGCGGUGUAUUAUUGAAUCGUUGCUCAUAUGGAUUAGGGAAGGGAAAGUUUACUUAGAUACUACUGCUGGUUUCAGUUAAUUUAUUUUCUCACGAUAGCCAGUCAGUCCUGUCUGAUAGUUCGAUUUACGUUGUUUUAUCAUGAACUGAUUGCCUAUCAUUUCUAGAAAGUUCUCCAAUUUCUAAUAAAGAUGGUUGUGUGAAUUUUGAGUAAUUUAAUUUAGAGAUGAACUAGUCUCAAGGCUCGAAAUCUGAGCACUUUAUUAAUAAUUAAUAUAGAUUGCGCCGCAAGAUACUGUGUUCGUACGAAUAUAUUAAAUGACUGUUGAGAUUAUGAAAAAUUUUGACUUGUAACCUUUAGUUGAGAAAUUGAGCCUUCAAUGUUUUGAUAUUGAUAAAAUCUUUGAUUUCGAUUAUCAAAAUCAUAAU